AUGGUGUCAUCACUUGUUUCAUCGAUUUCCAAGAAAAUAAUCAAACCCUCUAUUUUGGUUCCUCCUCCUCUAAAAUCUCACAAACUUUCCUUUGUUGAUCAAGUUAUUCCUAUCAUGACUGUUUCUUUGGCAUUUUUCUAUCCAAAAAUUGGCAAUGAUCACAAAUCAUAUGAACCUACACAUGUAUCUCAAAUUCUUGAGAAAUCACUUUCUAAAACACUAUCAUUCUAUUAUCCCUAUGCUGGAAGGUUGAAGGAUAAUGGUUGCUCUGUUGAUUGUAAUGACAUGGGAGUUGAGUUAUCACACGUUCGUGUACAUUGUCCCAUGUCUCAAAUAUUUAGACAACCUUACACUCAGGCUGAACAUGUUGUCUUUCCUGUAUACGCCAACAAUGAAGGAAGUUUAGCUCUAACUCAGGUAAGCCAUUUUGAUUGUGGAGGAAUAGCUAUUGGUGGACUCUUAUCACACAAGAUCGGAGAUGGUUGCACCGCCAAUAAUUUCUUCUACAAUUGGGGAGUUUUGAGCCGUGAUAUAAAUGCAACACCACCAUCUAAUACUCACUUUUCAGGAGAGCAAGAAGGACAUAUAGGAAAAAGGUUCCUGUUCCCAGCUGAUAAAGUAAAUGCACUCAAGGCCAAAUUAGCUGUUGAUUCAGGAGUUCAGAAUCCUACUCGUUGUGAAGUUUUGAGCGCGCUUAUUUACAAAUGCGCUGUAGCUACAGGAAGAGUACUGAAUUCUGGUUCAUUUAAACCAUCUUCAUUGCCCAUUAGAGUGAGCAAGGGAAAUGGACCUUUCAACAGGUGGUUUUAUUUAUUGGAUAACCAAAGUGGAGGUGGAGUUGAGGCCAUAGUCACGUUAGACGAACAAAACAUGGCUAUAUUUGAAAGAGAUCCAGAGCUUCUCGAGUUUGCUAUUCCAAUGAUUCAAUCCAGUCGCAAGCAUCCCUUGAUUGAAUCCUUAGUUAGAGAGGGGCUAAGCUAA
Lycium barbarum (goji berry) is the source of this 981-nucleotide messenger RNA. Its product is annotated as acyltransferase Pun1-like. Lineage: Eukaryota; Viridiplantae; Streptophyta; Magnoliopsida; Solanales; Solanaceae. The record is from RefSeq and is a predicted model, not a curated record. The transcript has 5 exons. The coding region runs from base 1 to 981 and encodes 326 amino acids.